AUGUCUGAGACUCUUGACCUAUCCUUGCUGAAGGGUACACCCGAGCAAAGGGAGCAGAUCUCUGCUGAGUUGCUCCAUGGCCUCAAGACUCGCGGUGGCGUUAAGCUGAAGAACCACGGUCUUCCAGACAAGCUCGUUCAUGAACUAUUCGACUGGACUCGCAAGUUUUUUGCCCUUCCGCAUGAAGACAAAAUGCUCGCCAAGCACCCUCCUGAGGCAAACCCCAACCGGGGCUACUGCUACGUUGGACAGGAGUCCAUCUCGAGUAUUAGUGGUUAUGAGAAGGGGCUUCCGCAGGGACGUUUCGUUCGUGAUAUCAAGGAAACCGUCGACUUCGGCUCACCUCGCGAUGAGCUCGUAGACAACAUCUGGGUACCUGAAGAGAAGCUCCCAGGUUUCCGCAAGUUCAUGGAAGACUUCUACGAAACAUGCUUCAAGCUCGAGCUCGAGAUUCUCGCUGCUCUUGCGAAGGCACUCGGCGUUGACGAAAACCAAAUGGUAGCCCUGCACAACAAAGCCGAGAACGAGUUCCGCAUCCUUCACUACCCAGAAGUUCCGGCAUCAGAACUGGCCGACGGCACCGCGACACGUAUCGCCGAGCACACCGACUUUGGCAGCAUCACCAUGCUGUUCCAGGACUCCGUUGGGGGCCUUCAGGUCGAAGACCAGCAAAAUCCUGGUGUCUUCCGCGGUAUCGAGUCAGCAGACAAGACAGAGAUCAUUCUAAAUAUUGGCGACUCGAUGCAGCGACUGACCAACGAUACUUUCCGCGCUGCGUGCCACCGUGUCACAUACCCGCCUUCUGUUAAGGUUGGUACAGAGGCAGUCAUUCCUGAGCGGUACUCCAUUGCAUACUUUGCGAAGCCGAACCGCUCGGCGUCACUGUUCCCUUUCAAGGAGUUCAUCACGCCUUCAACCCCUUGCCGGUACGAGGACAUAAAUGCAUGGGAUUUCCAAAACCUUCGCAUUUCCAGACUGUUUAAAUAG
This is a messenger RNA of Aspergillus nomiae NRRL 13137, 987 nucleotides long. RefSeq names its product isopenicillin N synthase family dioxygenase. Bases 1 to 987 code for a protein of 328 amino acids. The transcript is spliced from 3 exons. NCBI's taxonomy places the organism in Eukaryota, Fungi, Ascomycota, Eurotiomycetes, Eurotiales, Aspergillaceae. Gene Ontology annotation, molecular function: dioxygenase activity. The record is from RefSeq and is a predicted model, not a curated record.